GUCACUUUUGAGGACGUGGCUGUCCAUUUCUCCCCGGAGGAGUGGGCUCUUCUGGAUCCUGAUCAGAGGGCCUUGCACACACAUAUCAUGGAGGAGACCCAUCGGAUUAUCACCUCUCUUGAUAACUGGAUGAAGAGCAAUGUGGGCACCACAUCUGGGAGGCACUUUUUGGACAGAUGGAAACUCACUGGACACCAGAAACACCACACAGAAAUGGAAGGCUCUACUAAAAACAAGGCUUUCAAAUGCAGUGUCUGUGGGAAAAAUUUUGCCCAAAGUAUGGCACUUCUGCUGCACAAGAGUCUUCACGAUGGAAAAAAAUACAAUGGACGUAAAGUCUUAAGGAAAGGGUUUCAUUACAAAUUGCAGCAUCCAAGCCAUCAAGGAGCCCACAAGCAAAUGAAAAAGCACAAGUGCAAGGAAUGCGGCAAACACUUUGCUUGCAAUUCUGUUCUAGUCAUUCACCAGAGAGUCCACACAGGAGAGAAACCAUAUCCAUGCCUGGAGUGUGGGAAAUGCUUCUCUACCAAUUCAAUCCUGGUGAAUCACCGGAGACUCCACACAGGAGAGAAACCGUAUAAAUGUCAGAACUGUGAAAAGUGUUUCUCUACCUAUUCAAACCUUGCAAGCCAUCAGAGGGUCCACACAGGAGAGAAACUAUACCAAUGCAACGAGUGUGGGAAAUGUUUGUCUGACAAGUCUUACCUUCUUGACCACCAAAGAAUCCACACGGGAGACAAGCCAUACCAGUGCGAGGAGUGUGGGAAAUGUUUUUGUACAAACUCGAGCCUUGCAAGCCACCGAAGAGUCCACACAGGAGAGAAACCGCACAAAUGCCAGGAGUGUGGGAAAUGCUUUGUUCGCAGUUCGUACCUUGCGAUCCACUGGAGAUUGCACACAGGAGAGAAACCAUACAAAUGCCAAGAAUGUAAAAAGCACUUUGUUUGCAAAUCUGAACUUGUGAGGCACCAAAAGAGGCAUAAAGGAAUGAAACCGUACACUUGCAACAUAUGCGGGAAAUGUUUUUCUCGAAAUUCCAUCCUUGUGAGCCACCAAAGAGUCCACACCGGGGAGAAACCAUACACAUGCCAGGAUUGUGGGAAAUGUUUUGCUCAGAAUGCACACCUUGCCCGCCAUCACAGAAUCCACACAGGAGAGAAACCACAUAAAUGCCAAGAGUGUGGGAAAUGUUUCGCUCGGAAGGGACACCUAGUGAUCCACCAGAGAGCCCACACAGGAGAGAAACCCUUUAAAUGCCAGGAGUGUGGAAAAUGUUUUUCGCACAGUGCCUAUCUUGUGAGCCACCAGAGAGUUCACAUGAGAGAGAAACAAUACAAGUGCCAGGAGUGCGGCAAAUGUUUUUCUAGAAAUUUAAGCCUUGCAAUUCACCAGAGAGACCACAUAGGAGAGAAACCAUAUAAAUGCCAAGAAUGUGGGAAAAGUUUUGCUCACAGCUCACACUUUGUGGUUCAUCAGAGAGUCCACACAGGAGAGAAACCAUAUACAUGCCAAGAGUGCAGGAAAUGUUUUUCUACCGGUUCCAUCCUUGUGGCCCACCAGAGAGUCCACACAGGGGAGAAACCCUACCAGUGCCAGGAAUGUGGGAAAGGUUUCUCCAAAAAUGCAAACCUUGUCAGUCACCAGAGAGUCCACACAGGAGAGAAACCAUAUAGGUGUCAUGAGUGCGGGAAACGUUUUGCUCACAGUUCAUACCUUGCCAUCCACCGGAGGCUGCACACAGGAGAGAAACCCUACCAAUGCCAGGAAUGUGAAAAACGUUUUGCUCGCAGGUCAUACCUCGUGCAGCAUGAGCAAUUCCAUGCGGGCGUGAAACCAUACAAAUGCCAAGAGUGCCGGAAAUACUUUGUUUGCAGGUCGGAACUUGAGAAACAUCAGAACAACCAUGGAGGAGAACAGCCAUACAAAUGCCAAGUGUGUGGAAAGUGUUUUUCUCGAAAUUCAACCCUUGUCAGCCACCAGAGAGUCCACACCGGAGAGAAACCAUACCGAUGCCAGGAAUGUGGGAAAUGUUUUGCUCAGAACGCACACCUUGUCAUUCACCAGAGAAUUCACACAGGAGAGAAACCGUACAAAUGUCAGGAAUGUGGGAAAUUUUUCUCUCAAAAUUCAAGCCGUGUGAGCCACCAAAGAAUCCACACAGGAGAAAAACUAGAGAAAUCCCAUUAGUGUGGACUAUAUUUUGAUAGUGUUCACUUGAAACAGCAGAUUGUUCACAGAGGUGAAACAGUUUUAAAACUUCCUGAAGUGUGUGAAAUGCUUUGUUUUCAAGCCAGAGUUUUAGACUCAUUACAGCAGUGGUUCUUAGCCUGUGGGUCGUGGACCACUAGUGGUCCAUGAGGACAAAAAUCUGGUGCGCAAGCCUCCUUCCCCUUUAUUCAUGUAUUUUAUAUUAUUUAUAUUAUUUUAUUUUAUUUCCACACCUUUCAUGCUGCCUGCCAUUUCUUUCCUGUCACUGACCAGCCCCGCCCCCUUGGAUAGACCACGUCAGCUCUAGAUGAUUAAAUAAGUUUUUUUGUGGGUGAGCAGAUGGUGACUACUGGAUGGCAUAUGUUCUGUAUCAGAACUACAGCUGAUGGGGUCUAUCCAAUGCAAUAUUCUGAAUCAGCACCCCAAAUAACCAAACCAAAUCUAACGUUGACCAAAAACCCUUUUGGUACUAAUGUUGGAGAGUGGUCCCAGGUCAAAGUGGUCCUUGGUCAUAUGGUCCCUGGUCAAAGUGAUCCCUGGUCAAAGUGGUCACUGGUCAUAAUGGUCCUUGGUCAAAAUGGUCCCUCGUCAAAGUGGUCCCUGGUCAUGUGGUCCCUGGUCAAAGUGGUCCCUGGUCAAAAUGGUCCUUGGUCAAUGUGGUCCCAGGUCAAAUGGUCCUUAGUCAAGUGGUCUCUGGUCAAAAUGGUCCCAGGUCAAGUGGUCCUUGGCCAAGUGGUCCCUGGUCAAAGUGGUGCCUGGUCAAGUAGUCCUUGGUCCAUGUGUAUAUGACUGUCAGGUCACUUCUCAGCCUGUUCCAUGACAAAUUUAUUCAAACCCUUCAAUUGUUUCUCACAGAGGUUUAUUUCCAGAACUUGUAUUACCUUGGGCACCCUAAUCUUGUCUUCUUAAAUAUGAGAGCCAGAAUUGGACAGGGUACACCAGGCGAGUCCUGGCCAAAGACAGCAUACUAUCGUUUCUCUUCAUCUGUGUCCUGGCAGAAAGUAUGCCAAGAAAGCAACGGAAUCUCCCUGGCAACAACUUCGAUAUGUCACUGUAGGAAGGAAGGUUUGAUAAUCACUGCCCGGACCAUCCUGGAAAAGAGAAUCUCUACUCUCAACUAGUUAUGGUUUCACUUCAGUUUGUAAUAUAUGUCUCUUAUGGAUGUUUAUAUGCAUGUAUCAAAUGUUGCUUUAUAGCAACAGUUGUGUAUUCCUUCCACCAAAGCCUGUUUAGAGAUGUUCCUGCCUGUUCCUCAGCAGAUCGGUUUGCAUUCUAUAGUGGAUAAAUGGCUAAGUUAUAUUAUUUCAACUAGUAAUGGUCCUUUAUGUGUUUAUUAAUUUAGUAAUCGGCAAUGAAUGCUUCCCGUAUAUGUGUUCUGUGAUCCGCCCUGAGUCCCCCUUGGGGUGAGUUAGGCAGAAUAUAAAUACUGUAAAUAAAUAAAUAAAUAAAAUAUUAUAAACAUGACUGCUGGGGUGGUGCAGAGGAUAUAAAGACACGAUUCUUGGGGAAAUCUAACACCUUACCUGCCAUAUACUGUACUGUAAUGUACUGUGUGUUUCCUUACAGGUAAUGCAAUGUCACAAAAGUCGUGCACCUAGACGUUCAAAUAUUUCUUCCUAAAGGGAAUGCAUUUGUAUCUCUGUGACUGCAUAUAAUAAAUAACCUGAAAAGCUUAA
This is a messenger RNA of Anolis sagrei ordinatus, 3884 nucleotides long. The record is from RefSeq and is a predicted model, not a curated record. Lineage: Eukaryota; Metazoa; Chordata; Lepidosauria; Squamata; Anolidae.